Solanum dulcamara is the source of this 1515-nucleotide messenger RNA. RefSeq names its product serine/threonine-protein phosphatase PP2A-2 catalytic subunit-like. Lineage: Eukaryota; Viridiplantae; Streptophyta; Magnoliopsida; Solanales; Solanaceae. Gene Ontology annotation, molecular function: protein serine/threonine phosphatase activity. Bases 306 to 1226 code for a protein of 306 amino acids. The record is from RefSeq and is a predicted model, not a curated record. The transcript has 6 exons. Gene Ontology annotation, cellular component: cytosol. Gene Ontology annotation, biological process: peptidyl-serine dephosphorylation; mitotic cell cycle.
UCCUUUUUGCUGCAAUUUUCACAUUGGAGAGAGAGAAAGCAGCCAAUAGCUUCGCAUGAAUGGAGACGAAUAUCAGAAACAGGAGAUGAUUCAGAGAUGGAAACCCUAGAUACUUUAUCAAUGUUCGAGUAAUUAUUUUCUGCUUGGUUUUAAUCUUCUGCCCGUCAUAACUUCGAUUCUGUCGGUCAAUUUCAUAGCAAUUGGAUUUUACCUCGAUUCGAUCUGAGGAUUUUUUUGGCUAAUCGAAGCGGCGGCGAGGAAUAUUUAGAUAGGCGAUUGUAGAGGAAAAAUUUUGUUGAAAAAAAAUGCCGUCGCACGCGGAUGUAGAUCGGCAGAUCGAGCAAUUGAUGGAGUGCAAGCCGCUAUCGGAGGCGGAGGUGAAGACGUUGUGUGAUCAAGCAAGGGCGAUACUCGUGGAGGAAUGGAAUGUGCAACCGGUGAAAUGUCCGGUGACCGUGUGCGGUGAUAUCCACGGACAAUUCUACGAUCUGAUUGAGCUUUUUCGAAUCGGCGGCAACGCUCCUGAUACUAAUUACCUCUUCAUGGGCGAUUAUGUUGACCGUGGAUACUAUUCUGUCGAGACUGUCUCACUAUUGGUUGCUCUGAAGGUCCGUUAUAGAGAUAGAAUCACAAUUCUUAGGGGAAACCACGAAAGCCGACAGAUCACUCAAGUGUAUGGGUUUUAUGAUGAAUGCUUGAGGAAGUAUGGAAAUGCUAAUGUUUGGAAGUAUUUCACUGAUCUCUUUGAUUAUCUACCAUUGACGGCACUUAUAGAGAGUCAGAUAUUCUGUUUGCAUGGAGGACUCUCACCAUCCCUUGAUACACUCGAUAACAUCCGAGCACUGGACCGUAUACAAGAGGUACCACAUGAAGGACCGAUGUGUGAUCUCCUGUGGUCUGAUCCAGACGAUCGCUGUGGUUGGGGAAUAUCACCUCGAGGGGCUGGUUACACAUUUGGACAGGAUAUAGCAUCUCAGUUCAAUCACACUAAUGGUCUCUCACUGAUUUCUAGAGCCCAUCAGCUUGUCAUGGAAGGUUAUAAUUGGUGUCAGGAUAAGAAUGUUGUAACAGUAUUUAGCGCUCCAAACUAUUGUUACCGGUGUGGUAAUAUGGCUGCAAUUCUAGAAAUAAGUGAAAACAUGGAGCAGAAUUUCCUUCAGUUUGACCCAGCUCCUCGGCAGAUUGAGCCUGAUACUACAAGGAAGACUCCUGACUACUUCUUGUGAUUCGAAUACUUGAGCUGACUGUAUCCCGCCCAUCAAUAUCGUAUCCCUGUAGAUGUGUCUUAAAAAAAGAGUUAUGUUAUUUGAGGAUUAAUAUCAUCAUCAUUCUUUUGUUUGGAGUUUGCUCUGCUGCUGGCUUUUAACAUAUGCCCGGAGAUUCGCCAGAGUUUUGACGAAAGGCCUUAGUGUCUUGUCGUGUAUAUUUUUCUCAAAAAGAAGCAGCAAUAACAUGGUACAUUGUGAUCUGUAAUUUGAAAUUCAUCGUAGAAAGCAUGUUUCUUUUAGAUGUGAA